Molecule: messenger RNA, 2535 nt
Organism: Lachancea nothofagi CBS 11611
Lineage: Eukaryota; Fungi; Ascomycota; Saccharomycetes; Saccharomycetales; Saccharomycetaceae
Source: the annotation of a GenBank genome assembly
AUGGCGGGACAAAAAACAGGGUACAGAUCCCGCAAGCGGAGGACGGCAAGGGCGUGCGAAGUGUGCCAUGCGCGGAAGGUGAGGUGCGACGCCCAUCUUCGGAUGCCGUGCACGUCGUGCCAGACAUUUGGGCUAGUUUGCAGGCUGCGGGUGGUGAAGAAGUCCCGGAACGGCCAAAACCACGAAGAGGAGACGGAAUGGGUAGCGGAUUCGCUGACCAGCGCAGAGGGACACGACCAGGAGGAGGAGCAAACAGUCAAGGAAGUUGUGUCGAACGGGAUGCCGUUCGGCGACGAGUAUCUGCGCAAACGUGGAGUCGAGCCCGGCGUGUUUGUUGACGCAGAGCAUCGAGAUAGGGAUAGAGUGUAUGUGUAUUUCGGGUCGUCCAGUUUCCUGAGUCUGCUCACGGGAUCUACGUUCCCGGAUGAAUCUCACUUCGCGUCCGCACAGAAACUCCGACUAACGCUUCCGCGUUCUGGAGAAGGGAGCCCGCGUGUCGCCAAUCUGGAAAUGCUGCGCAUUUCAGGGGCUUUUCUAUUGCCAUCGAAAGUAAUAUGUGAUGAGCUAGUGGACCUCUACUUCCAGUGGAUUCAUCCGCUCACGCCAGUGUUGGAUCGGACCGCCUUCACAAAAGAAUAUGAGGCCAACACCUGCUCAAUUUUUUUAUUGCAAGCAAUUUUGUGUGUUGCCGUUAAAGUGUCCAGAAACCCAUUGUUAAUGGACAAGGACGGAUCUACUGAUUUAGCUUCAAAUAUUUUCUACCAACGUGCCAAAUCUCUAUAUGACGGCCGCUACGAGGAAAACGAAAUCGCCUUACUCCAAGGUAUGAUUCUGUUAAGCAAGCAGGCGUUUCAUGAGAAGAAUCUCAUUCAUACACCACUUUAUUUUAUUAAAAACGCCAUCAUCGUGGCCAACACCCACGGGCUUCAUCGGUCUGCUGAUUUCCAUCCCACUUUGACACCUAACGAGAAGAAGGCCCGCAAACUGAUUUGGUGGAUCCUCUACGUAUUAGACACUUUUGCAUCCAUCUCAAUUGGUAGACCCCAAGGUAUAAAUCUAGAUGAUUGCGAUAUCCCAGUCCUCACGCACGAUGACUUUGUGUUCGAUGGUCAGGCACCAGAGCACGCAACGCCAACGGAUUAUAAAGAUUGUAUAAUCCGUACAGUUCAGAUUGCAGAGAUUGUGUCGAGAGUUUCAAGGGAAUUGAACAGACCCAUGACUGGGCAAUGCCAGAAAAAAACUUUGAUCCAACACUUUGAUGUCUUACUACAGCGAUGGCGUAAAAAUUUGCCACCGUCAUUAAGUUACAAUUCUAACGCAGAAAUUUUCACUAAACAUUCCCUGCCGAAGGCUUUCGUCAAUGCUUUUUACUACAAAACCUUAUGCUUACUGCACAAAUCUAAUAUUCAUGAUAUGGAAGCCGCGUCUGACCAGCAAUAUGUGUCUGCUGGUAUAGCUUUUCAAGCAGCACAUUCUUUAAGCUUAAUCGGCCAAAUCCUAUUAGACAGAAAUGAGAUAAGCUACUGCUACGUGGGCCAUGGAUAUUGUUUCUUCGAGGCUAUGAUUAUUUUUGUUCACCACAUGUACGAUCCUGAUUCUAUCUUCAAAGAGAUUGCAUUAAAAUGCUAUCACGUUCUGGAGCAAGUUCUCGCGGAAUUUGGAAAACAAUGGAAUUCUUGCACUCUACUGAGCCAAGUCCUUUUCGCCUUCAGUCAAAAUCCUGAAUACAUUCGUGCAGUCAUUGCACGAUUUAAGGCAAAGAUGAAAGAUCAAAAAAACCCUAACAUACCUAUAGAGGUUCCUAGUCCUGCUAGAAGCAUUGACGUCGAUCUUCAGAAACUUUCGCCAGUCAACUCGGGAAACUGGAGUAGCCCGCCCAUUCAGGGUCCUGGUCUUACCGAAGGAAAGAGCCCCGACAUUUUUCCUCCUUUAAACUAUAUGCGUCCAAAUGUUUACGCACCUGUGCAAAAUCCUACUAUGGUCCAACCAACAUAUAUCGGCGGUAAUCCUCACAUGACAUACGUGCCGGCUUCUGCGACCAUUCCUCCUGUAGCAAAUUACCCAAUGUCCUACCCCGCUCGUGAUUUAAAUUUUACGACUACAAGCAUUUCUCACACAAGCGCCCCCGAUAAGAACUUCGACCCGCAUCAAUUGUUUCCGGACAUUUCCAAACCAUUACCUGCCGAUUUUCAUUUCAACAACAACCUUGACACUGAUAGCAGAUUGCAAUCUGAAUCACCACUUCCACCAUUAGUCAACGAGCAUCAGCCGCAUCCGUUUAUCAGUACUUUAUCUGAGAGAGCUGACUUAAAGAGUCCUCAACCACAGUCUUCACAGGCUUCUACUCCAACGAUAGGGCAGGAGAGAGCCCCUCCUGUACAUACCACAUCUGUUCCGCUUCCCCCUGGAUUUUGGGAUAGCGUAAAGGUUAAUUUCAACUUUUUCACAACUCAGGACAACAACACCCAGCAAUGGCCUUCAGAUACCCAGAAUACGGGGUCGGGUUUCGAUUUUCCAACUGGCGAAGAAGGAUGA